CCCGAUAUGUGUCCGGGCCAAACAUCUAGUUUAUUUUUAAAGUACAAAGUUCCCAAUAUAAAUACUUUUAUUUAUUUAUUUAUUUAUAAGAACUCUCAAGAAUUCUCAUUUCUCUCUUUAUCUCUCUCUCUCCUUCGAAGCCAAAAAAAACAUUUUCCAAAAUGGUAAGCCCAGUGUCAGCUGGGAUUAAGCUUAUCCUGAUCUCGGCUGCAACUUUCUUCACCAUAAUGCUGAUGUCAUCUCCGGCAGUCGACGGCCAAACCGGAGCAGCCCACGACCUAGUAGGCUUCUACUUCCCUGCCACCUCCACCGUGUCCGGCGGUUCCACCUGCAACGGCGGCGGCUCAAUCGAGGAGUGCUUGAUGAACCAGGAGGAGGAAAUGGAUGACAUUGACAUCGGGGAAGAUGGGUUGCCGGAGAUGGAGUCGGAGAGCAGCCGGAGGAGUCUUUAUUACAGAAGAAGGUACAUUAGCUACGGUGCUCUGUUCCGGGACAGAGUGCCCUGUUCCAGAAGGGGAUAUUCUUACUAUAACUGCCGGCCGGGAAGGCAUGUCAAUCCGUACGUCCGGGGAUGCAGUGCCAUUACCCGUUGCCGGAGUUUCUAGAUUUGUAAUUUUAGUAUCAAUUGUUAUUAUGGGUAACAAUGUGAAUUUGUGUUCAUGGAUUUUUAAUUAGUCGAUGACAAACUUCAUCAUUUCGGUGGAGGGGAAAAAAAAUGAUUGAGUAAUUAAUAAUUUAUCGUACUAUGAUUAGUUCUAGUUUUUUUUUUUUUUCCUGCUCAUGAGUUAUCCCUUUUGUGUGGAUGUCAAAACUCGAAUGUAUGUGUUCUAAUUAUGCAUUAUGCUGUGAUAAUCCUACUUAAAUUUUACUCCCUUAGGCCCUAAUUUAAGUUUAUUGUUUUUUGUAUUGUUAAUGUUCAACAAAUACUGCC
Molecule: messenger RNA, 931 nt
Organism: Oldenlandia corymbosa var. corymbosa
Lineage: Eukaryota; Viridiplantae; Streptophyta; Magnoliopsida; Gentianales; Rubiaceae
Source: the annotation of a GenBank genome assembly